CCUGAGGGGCUUCAAGUUGGAACCCUCCAUGCCCCAGCAAUCUGGCUACUCAUCCAAAGCCCUGCUGGGCUCCCACGCUGCUGUGCCUUCUGCCAGGGGGAAGCCAAGCGCAGUGAUGCUUCUAGGACCUGGUGCAAUGUGGUUUGGCUUCCCUGCGUUUUAGCCAAAGUUGAUGGGAUUAUCUGAGGGUUGUUUUCUCUCCUUCCUUGCCGUGAGAAGAUCCCAAUUAACACGUGAAGAAGUGAACGAGGGGAUUAUCUGAAUCCGCCCACUUUGCUGGGGUCAAGAAGGCUCUCCUUCCCAAGCACCAAAGGCGAGGUCUCUCUUUUGGAUGUAGGUUUGCAUGGGAGAGAUCACCCCCACCAUCCCUGUUGAUCAAAGCUCACUCUGCAACAACAGGAGAUGGAGAAGGAGGUUGUGAAAUCUGUGGAUAACCAAAUGGAUAAAUACAUAGUGACCAUAAUGGGGAAGUCAGAAAGCCAAAUGGAUAUUGUGGAAAAAUCUACCAGAUCUGGGCAGAAGUCCUGGAGCUUGGUAGCUGUCGGCCUGUCUGUCCUGCUAGUCCUCAUGACCUGUGCUGUGGUCACCCUUGUAAUUCUGUACUCGCACAGCAGAGAUAUACAGUAUGGUGCCAGUCCAGAGAACAUAUGUACCACGCAUGGAUGUGUAACUGCAGCUGCCAGAAUAAUUCAGUACAUGGACCCGACGGCAGAGCCCUGUCAGAAUUUCUACCAGUAUGCCUGUGGAGGCUGGCUCAAUCGGCAUGUCAUCCCAGAAACCAGCUCCAGAUACAGCAUCUUUGACACUUUGAGGGAUGAACUAGAGAUUAUUCUCAAAGGGGUGCUGGAGACACCGGAGCAGGAAGAUCGAGAAGCCUUCCAGAAGGCAAAAAUGCUUUACAGAUCCUGCAUGAAUGAGAGCUUUAUAGAGCAACACGAUUCAUUGCCUCUGCUAGAAGUCUUGCGUGUGAUUGGAGGUUGGCCGGUGGCUUCCGCAGACUGGAAUAUCACAAAUGAACCAAGUUGGAAUAUGGAAGAUGAACUUGCCUUACUGAAUUUCCAGUUUAACACACGAGUCCUCAUUGAUAUGUUUGUAUGGCAUGACGACCGGGAUUCCAGCAGAAAUAUAAUUUAUAUUGACCAGCCUGGGUUGGGGAUGCCCUCUAGAGAUUACUACUUUAAUGAUGGCAACUAUCAAAAAGUUAGGGAAGCUUACGUCCAGUACAUGAUCACCAUUGCCAAGAUGAUCAGGGAAGAUAUGAAUGUAUCCAAGGAUGACAACUUUGUCCAGGAAGAAAUGCGAAAGGUUAUGGAGUUUGAAACAAAUAUUGCAAAUGCUACAGUGCCAGCAGAGGAAAGGCACGACGUGACUUUGCUAUAUAACAAAAUGACUGUUGCCGAACUCCAGGAAAAGUUUGAGCUGAGUGAGUUUAAUUGGACACACUUGAUCCAGAGUGUAAUGUCUUCGGUCAACAUUGAGAUCAGUCCAAAUGAGGAGGUAGUUGUGCAUGGAGUUCCGUAUCUCCAGGAGCUAAAAGCCAUCAUUGCCAGUUAUUCAGCCAGCACUAUCCAAAACUACCUGGUAUGGCGCCUGGUGCUUGACAGAGUUAACGGCUUGAGCCGGCGUUUCAAAGAUGCCAGAGCAAACUUCCGAAAGGCACUUUAUGGUACAAUGCUGGAAGAAGCUCGAUGGCGGGAAUGUGUGAGCUAUGUCAACACCAACAUGGAAAAUGCCGUUGGAGCUCUGUACGUGAGGGAGACUUUCGCUGGCAAGAGCAAAAGGAUGGUCCGAGACCUCAUUGAAAAAAUUCGUGAAGUGUUUAUCGAGACCCUGGACGAAUUGCAGUGGAUGGACGAGGCAUCGAAAGGAAAAGCUCGGGAGAAGGUGACUGCAAUUAGAGAGCAGAUAGGCUACCCAGAUUACGUUCUCGAGGAUCAGAAUGAAAAGCUAGAUCGGGAAUAUGCAAGUCUGAACUUCAGCGAGCACGAGUACUUUGCAAACAUCCUGCAAAACCUCCGCGCUGGAGUCCAGAAAAGCCUGAGGAAGCUCCGGGAGAUGGUUGACCAAGACGUAUGGCUAAUUGGAGCUGCCGUGGUCAAUGCGUUCUAUUCUCCUAACCGAAACCAAAUUGUGUUCCCAGCUGGGAUCCUGCAGCCCCCCUUCUUCAGCAAGCACCAGCCACAGGCCCUCAACUUUGGAGGGAUUGGGAUGGUGAUAGGACAUGAAAUCACACAUGGGUUUGAUGAUAACGGCAGGAACUUUGACAAAGAUGGCAACAUGUUCGACUGGUGGAGCAACUUCUCCGCAACGCAUUUCAAGGAACAGUCCCGCUGCAUGAUCUACCAGUAUGGAAACUAUACGUGGGACCUGGCAGGGGGACAAAAUGUCAGUGGAAUCAACACACUAGGAGAAAACAUUGCUGAUAAUGGAGGCGUCCGUCAGGCCUACAAGGCCUAUUUAAAAUGGGUGGGGAAAGAAGGAAAGGAAUCAAGGUUACCUGGGCUAGAUCUAACCCACAACCAACUCUUCUUCCUCAAUUUUGCACAGGUCUGGUGCGGUUCCUAUAGGCCAGAGUAUGCCAGCCAGUCUAUUAAAACUGAUGUCCACAGUCCAUUGAAGUACAGGGUGAUGGGCUCGUUGCAAAACUUUGACGCCUUUUCCGAAGCGUUCCACUGCAAAAAGGGCACCAUCAUGCACCCCGUCGAGAAAUGCAGGAUCUGGUAGCCAAAAGGACUUCCGCUUCAUAGUCAGACCUCCGCAGUCCAAAACACUGAACUUGUUUGGGUUUUGCCAAUGAAGUGCCUGGUGGUUAAUUGUGUUCCUCCUCUCCACCCACCCAGUUUUGGUCACAGCCAUGGUUUAUGGUGCAGCUAUUGCCACAAUGGUGGGUCAAGCCACAGUGGUGAUUUUGGUGAUUCAACUGUACCUAAGAACUAGUAUUUUUUAAAAAAAAUGCCACCUGUGUUGCUUCAGGAAAGAAAGCAAAAAGACUGUUUCUAAAGACGUCGACUGUUAUUAAGAUACA
This is a messenger RNA of Rhineura floridana, 3025 nucleotides long. It is a transcript of the gene MMEL1, whose product is annotated as membrane metalloendopeptidase like 1. Gene Ontology annotation, molecular function: metalloendopeptidase activity. The coding region runs from base 403 to 2724 and encodes 773 amino acids. The transcript is spliced from 23 exons. Gene Ontology annotation, cellular component: plasma membrane. Gene Ontology annotation, biological process: protein processing. The record is from RefSeq and is a predicted model, not a curated record. NCBI's taxonomy places the organism in Eukaryota, Metazoa, Chordata, Lepidosauria, Squamata, Rhineuridae.